This is a messenger RNA of Somion occarium, 1160 nucleotides long. Lineage: Eukaryota; Fungi; Basidiomycota; Agaricomycetes; Polyporales; Cerrenaceae. The record is from the annotation of a GenBank genome assembly.
GUUGCACCCUGACAGACGUACUAUGGCAUACGUGGACGAGGCUGGAUUAAUAGCUGUGUGCUAAGGGUACUGCCAUAUUCUGAGAGUAUAAGAGGCGUUGGGAAGGAGGCGCUGAGCCAUAAGAUUCGUGCCGCCUAGCGGAGCUUGAACUGCUUGUAAGCCUUACACGCAACGACUCAACGCGAAAGUCCAAACCACCUCGACACUUCCGUCCACCGUCUCCUUGUCCUCUGUCGUUACUCCUCCGACAAACAUCGUCGCCAUGGGUCUCUCUGUCUCUCGUCUUCUCUCCGGCCUCUUUGGCAAGAAGGAGAUGCGUAUAUUGAUGGUUGGUCUGGAUGCAGCUGGUAAAACCACCAUCUUGUACAAGCUCAAGCUGGGUGAAAUCGUCACUACCAUCCCCACAAUUGGAUUCAAUGUCGAGACCGUGGAGUACAAGAACAUCUCAUUCACUGUGUGGGAUGUCGGAGGUCAGGAUAAGAUUCGACCUCUCUGGAGGCAUUACUUCCAGAACACCCAGGGUAUCAUUUUCGUCGUUGAUUCGAACGAUCGGGAACGUGUAUCUGAAGCUCGUGAGGAGCUCCAACGGAUGCUCAAUGAGGACGAGCUCCGAGAUGCCCUUCUCCUCGUGUUCGCCAACAAGCAGGACUUGCCAAAUGCCAUGAACGCCGCUGAGAUCACCGACAAGCUCGGUCUGCAUGGUCUCAGACAGAGGACAUGGUUCAUCCAAGCUGCGUGUGCGACGAGCGGAGAUGGUCUAUAUGAGGGUCUUGAGUGGUUGAGUGCAAACAUUAAGCGACGAGUCUAGACGUAAUCUGGUGUACGGACCGGGUUUUCAAUGUCCAUUGCACGUAUUCCUCUUAUGAUUCCUCAUGAUCUCGAAUCGUCUAUUGCGAUACAUUGCCACCUCAUACUUAUCUUCUCAUUGUUGUUCGUAGUUUCGGUUCUCCUUUUCUCUGUCUUCGGUUCUGUUUUGUCUUAUUUCGAUAUAUUCCAUCGCUGUUUCUUGUCCCUGGAACUUCUGUGAGGUCUUUUCUUCAAAAUACUCUUCCAUGACGUUUAGAAUAAUGGAGAACUGGCAGAAUGAGAAUCGUUCACUUUGGGAAAACGUAUCCAUAGCAGGGUAUAUGUAGCGAAUACAGAAAGAACCGUCCAAUGAC